AUGAUCUUCUUCCUUGUGUUCAUCAGCACGGCUGCAGUGCUCUUCUACGAGUUUUAUUGGAAACGCCGGAAUUUGCCGCCAGGACCCACGCCACUUCCACUACUCGGCAAUUUGGUGUCGGUCGUCAAAUGUAGCCCAGGCUACGAGUGUUUCCGCGAGUGGCGCAAGGAGUAUGGUCCCGUAUAUACGUAUUGGCUGGGCCCUCAACCAAUGGUAGUAGUGGCCGAUUAUCAAACGAUGAAGGAAUCGAUUAUCAAGGAUGGCGACAAAUUUGCGGAUAGAUUUGUUUUGCAUACGCUGCGUGAUUUUGGCAUGGGCAAAAAUUUGAUGGAGGAGCGGGUUAUGCUCGAAGUCGACUUCCUUAUCGAUCGGAUGCGAUCUUUAAAAACCGAUUUAAACAUGCAGUCUGAAUUCGAUACAGCUGUCGGCUCCAUCAUCAACAACAUUUUAUUUGGAUACCGUUUUGAUGAGAGCAAACAGCACGAGUUCAAACUCAUCAAAGGGCACCUACGUACCCUGCGUUGGACAUUUGGGGAGCCGAAGAUGCACGAGGAGUUGGAUCGCGUAAUCGGUUCGGACCGGAUGAUUACGAUGGCUGACAAGAAUGAUUUGCCAUAUGUUAAUGCUGUGGUUAAUGAAGCGCAAAGAGUUGCAAACCUUCUCCCCCAAAAUCUACAACGCAAACUCCUCGAGGAUACGGUAAUCGGAGGGCACCCAAUAAAAGCCGGCACCGUCGUGAUGCCCCAGAUCAGUACGGUGCUGUACGAUGAGCGAGUAUUCCCCGAUCCGUACACCUUCAAGCCGGAGCGCUUUAUAAAUUCGGAUGGGUCGCUGAAGAAAUAUGAUGAGCUUGUUCCAUUUUCUGUGGGGAAACGGCAAUGUGUCGGCGAGGGGUUGGCAAAAGUCGAGCUGUUCCUCUUCGUCGCAAAUUUGUUCCAGCGGUUUAAGUUCUCGGCCAAGCAGACCCCAUCGAUGGUAAAGAACCGUGGACAAGUCGUCACUGCAAAGAUUAUUUAUGCGAUG
Molecule: messenger RNA, 1023 nt
Organism: Mesorhabditis spiculigera
Lineage: Eukaryota; Metazoa; Nematoda; Chromadorea; Rhabditida; Rhabditidae
Source: the annotation of a GenBank genome assembly